Molecule: messenger RNA, 3793 nt
Organism: Saitoella complicata NRRL Y-17804
Lineage: Eukaryota; Fungi; Ascomycota; Saitoellomycetes; Saitoellales; Saitoellaceae
Exons: 4
Coding region: 31-3684 (1217 amino acids)
Biological process (GO): early endosome to late endosome transport
Cellular component (GO): plasma membrane; tubular endosome; late endosome
Molecular function (GO): SNARE binding; phosphatidylinositol binding; guanyl-nucleotide exchange factor activity
Source: RefSeq, a predicted model, not a curated record
CCCGACUUUGCAAUUGAUCGCGAUCCCGGCAUGCCAAACCCAAAUGCUUUCCUCAAAGCGCUACUAGAACCAGACCCAAAAGACAAACGCAUCCGCGACCUCUUGGCACAAUGCCAGAACCAUCCCGGGCCCGGCGGCGUGGUGAUCCUCUGCCCUGUCGCUGAGAGUCUCGCGGGGUGGGAUAGAGAGAGUGGCUUAGAAUGGGCGGCAUUGAUGACUGAGGAGUUUCUCGCGAGUCAUGUGUUGAGAGCAUCGGCGUUACCACAGGGGAGUACCAGACACCGUCCACGACAAUAUACGACUCUUAAUGGUCGUACGGUUAUUAUAAAGGAAGAUCACGUGUACGGACAUAAGGGUUUCCAGACUCUUCAUCGGGCAAAGUUACUCUCGGACGACCUCAUCCCAUCCUCACCACAUGGCCAAUCGGCCUCCCUUCGGUCGACACCACCAGUCUUGGUGUACUAUCUAGAUAGACCAUUGAUCGGAUCACCCUCAGACUGGUCCGCCCGACCCUGGCGUCCCCGAAAACUCCGAACAUUUACGACAUUUGGUGAACUCCUCGACGCCUACCCCGCCAUCUCUCGACAACUCGAACCAGGCCUCGUCACUCUCUUCAAACACUUCAACGACUUCCAACUCGAGAAACACCUAGACCACCCACCAUCCGAGGGAGAUAACGAAGACGAAGAAGACGCGUUGGUCCGCAAGGUCGAGGACGUGACGAAUGCCGCCGUGGAGUUGUUUAAGGGCGUCGAUGAUGGUGCCGUAUCGCAACUAGUUCACACGAGUUCGGUCACGGGUGAAGGGAUCGAACGUCUCAUCGAGAAAUUCGUUUCGGAACGCGCGCAUGAUUAUUUGUUUCUCCGACUUGCGCACCUCCACCGCCACCAGGAUCAGGCGUUGAGGGAGGCGAUUGAGGCUGCGAGGGGGGUUGAUGUGGGACAGGUUGGGGUACCGGUUGUCGAUGGGGAGGUUAGGGCGCGGUUGGGGAGGGCGGUGGGGAGGUUUGAUGGGAUUAGGGCUGCGCGGACGGCGGUGGAGAAGUUGGAGAUAUUGGUGGAUGUGCUGGUCAUACUUACACACGCACAACAACGAGAUCCUCACACAGAGGCGGAGGUGAGUGAGAAACCAAGAUUGGGCGCGCUCGUUUCGGCGGAUUAUUUGAUUCCGUUGAUGUUGUUGGUCGUGCUGAGGUGUAAUGUUGACCAUUUGGAUACGACGCUCGCAUAUAUGCGGAAAUUCUCGUUGGGGGAUACGGGGCAUGGGGAGUGGGCGUACGCCCUAAGCACCCUCGAAGCUGUCUUUUUCUAUAUCCUCGAAAACAAGGACAAACUGGCGGGGGUGGGGAGGGUGAAUGAGGAGUAUUGGACGGCGGUGAGGGAGGGGAGGGUGGGGCGGUGGCGAGAGUCGUGGAAUGAUGGGGAGAUUAGUUUGGAGAGCGUGGCGAGGAGUCAGAAUGGGAGGGGUGAGAGUGCAGUGAUGCAGGCUGUCAAAGCUGGUUCAGAGGAGAGCCUGUCAUCGUUGGCGGGGUGGGGGGAACUCGCUACGGGGUUCUGGGUGACGGAUGUUGACGAGAGGGGGAUGACGCCGCUAGCGGAAGCUGUACAGCGUGAAGAACCUGGACUCGUACGACUGAUAUUGUCGCGUAUUCUCCCCCGUGCGACGAAGUCCGAGUUGAGACGGUAUCUGGCGUACGCGGAUUUUACAAAGAGGACCGUUGCGCAUUGUAUCGUCAACAUGCCUUGGCUCAUCGACGAGGUAGGCGAGCUCUUGCCGUGGGGCGCGAGGGACCAGAAUGGGCAGACGCCGUUGUAUACGCUUUGUACAAUGUAUGACCAUACUGAAUACCGCACCAUGGUCCUGUCUGCGAUACGAGCUUUGCGGGCGAGUAAGGGGGGGAGGGAGGUGAGGCUGGUUGACCAUAGGGAUGGGGUGAAGGGGAAUACUUUGCUCCACAUCAUCCGCGAUGUGGAUUGUUUGAGAGAGUUACUGAAGGCCGAGGGCGAGGUAAACGCCCCCAACGCGAAAAGCCUCCCCGCCCUCCUCAACUUCGCAAAAAACGGGCGUGUGGAUCUCCUACGAGUAUUUUUCGAGAGUGAGAGGGUUGAUCGGUGGGUGAGAGAUAGGAAGGGGAUGACGGUUGUGCAUAUGUGUGGGAGUAUGGAGGUAUUGGAGUUUUUGUGUGCGCGUGGGGAGAUGGGGAUGAGUGUUGAUGUGAGGGAUUGGAGGGGGGUUAGGCCUGUUGAGGUUUGUAAGGAUGAUGGGAUGAGGGAGAGGUUUGAUGAGUUGUCAUUAUGGGCUAGGCCUGUCAUACAGGAGCGGUGUACCGCGAUUCUUCGUGUCACGGUUCUGGAAGACGCGAGUGUGCGGUUCCUGAUUAAGAGUGGUAUCCCGAACGAUUCUGCGUCGACGACGGCGGUGUGGCGAUCCUAUGGUGAUUUCCAGUUUCUGCUCGAUCGGUUACGGCAGGAGAAUCCGGAUUCGUGGUUUCCGGCGUUACCGAGGAAUAUCCCGAACCCGUGUCUCUUACCUUCGAAACCGUCACGGAGUUUGUUGAAUAUGCUUUCGUUGCAUCUUACGGCCUUCUUACACGCACUUUUACGGCACUCGACACUCUGUUCGCAUGAGCUGUUGUGGGAAUUCAUACUCAUUCCUGAGCUGCAGUAUGGCUUAAUCCUGGAACGCACAAAGGAGAAUACGGCGGUAAGUAAAGAGGAGAUUUGGGCGAAUUGGACACCGGCAGAGGGGGAGGCGGAGUUAGGGGUCAUUGAGACUUGGUAUGAGCAUUCGAGGGGGCAGAUGGAGGAGUUGGAGGAGGGGUGGGAGCGGGUUGAUGGGGGUCUGAGGAGGGUGUGGGAGGUGCGAAAACGAAUAUCGACUGCGACACGGAUCGGUGCGAAGACUUUGGGUGGGUUGAGCGAGCUUGGGUUUUUGGGGAAGGAUGGGCAUAUUGCGGCAUUACAGCAUAUGGCGACUGAGUUGUCGAAUGAUGAUUCUACGCCAUACGAUGAUUUACUCGCCCUCCUCUCCUCCAUAACCUCCACAAACACGGGUCUUCUCUCCGCGUUGACCCACCGCCCACGGCAGCUUUUGGAUACAAUCCGCACCGCCUCCUCCCUCGCCUCCCGCACCGAGGCAACUAUCCGCCGAACCCCCCGUCUCCCACUCUCCCUCUUCGGCACAAUCCAAGACGAAACUCGACAUCGACUCGAGAUCAAAGUGAGAGAGGCACGACGCGAGGCGGGGAGAGCUGGGAGUGAGCUUGGGUUUGCGCAUGCGCGGGUUGCGGGGGAGAUGAGUUGUGUAUGGAAGGAGAGGGGUGGGGAGGGGGUGGAGGGCUUGAAGGCGUUUGUCAGGGGAGUUGUUAGAGGCGAGAGGGCGAGGUUGAGGGGGAUGAAGAAGGCUUUGGAGAUGAUUGGCGGGAGGACGGUUAUGAUGAAGGCAAGGGAUAGUAAUCCUACGAUUGAGUUUGAGCGGGAGGAAGGAGGGGAGCUGCUCAUAGAUUUGGAUAAGGUUGUUGAUGGAGAUGGAGAGGCAAGUCCUGGCGACGUGGAGCUGGAGACGGCUCGGGGGUUUGCGGAGGAGGCACCGCACGUGGCUGAUUCGUUCCCGGUCAUGAUCCCGAACGGGCACAACCAUGAUCCAGGAAUGGCGACGUGGGCCCCGUGGAAGAGGUUGGAAUGAAGGAUUGAUCUCGCUUAUGCAUUUGGUCAUACAAUGGUUUUGGGAUUUGUCUAGGGUAGGGUAGGAAAGGUAUACGGCGUAUCAAUAUUUACAGGUAAGACUGACGGAC